AUGGGGGACCAGAAACGUCUGCGCAUUGGGACAAUCUUCGUCAGAGCGCCGUACCGUACCGUUUGCGUCGUGGGGUUGACGGCCAACUGGCCAAUGAUACGCUGGGCAAAGAGGCUGGCAGCCACGAGAAUGGCCGAGGACCCGCCCAAGCCCCCAAGCGCCAAAGUCGCCUCGCCCGUGCUCAUCAAGCCCUCCUGCAACGCGUGGGGCAACGCCGGCACACACACCGCCAUCGCCGCCACCUGCGCCAACUUGAACCGUGACAUUAACCGCAAAUGCUGCAUCCAUCCAUUCCGAUACACCGGCACCAUCCCCGCCCCCGCCCCGCCUGCUUCACCCCCGCCCAUCCUGCUGCUCCUGACACACGGCGAGACCGAGCAGCCCAAACAAACACCCUCGGACAACAUCGGCACCCUCCUGCCACGCCCAAAGGGCGGCCAGCUCCGCUAUGUGCAGCUCUCUCAGCUACCAGACACCGGCGUCGUCGACUUGACGCUGCCACCCCUCGUGUUUUGCAUGGACGGCCCCAACGUUCUAGAAAACUUUGUUCAAGAACUUUUGACGCCCCAGCAGGGUCUUCCCGCGCCACCGCUCACCACGCUGGGUCGAGAUGUCAUUGCUUUUGAGCCACGUGGCGUGGGCCUGGCCGCCCCCGGCCAGGCCUUUGACUUUACGCUGCGCGCCAGAGCCGAGGACUGCCUGGCCAUGCUUGAGCACAUUAGCAACACGGAUGGCCAUGACCAGUUUGUCCUUGCCUUUGGUGGUUGCCACGUUUUUGUGGCCCAGCAAGUCGUCGCCCUGCAACCCGACAUUAUCGCCCGGGUCAUUGCAUGGCAAGCCCCCAAUCUCAAACAGCACCUCGCUUGGUUGGCCGCCCGCGAUAAGCACAACUGGCUGCGCCAGCCCAUCGUUGGACAAAUCCUCAACUACACCAAUCGACAUGCCCUCUUGGAUCUCUGGUUUCAUCACACCGUCGUUGAUGACAUGCUGCGCAAGCGCCUUACGCUACGCGCGGAUUUCCGACUCCAGGAACGCGGCUGUUAUUGCCUCGCCAGCCAUCUGCAACAAUUUGCUGCCAGUCUAGCGGCGAAGCCACCGCCACCCUUCCCCAAGACGCUUCCCGUCCUCAUUCUCUGGGGCCUUGCCGACCCAGUCACCAAAGCAGCGAACCAGCGUCUAGCCAUGAGCUGUGCGCCUCGAGCUGGAUGUGGUCAUUACCCAGAGUUUGAGGCCCCUCUGCCUUUUGCGAUCACCUGGCUGCCUUUCUCCCUGCCUCGUAGUUUGGCUCCUUGA
Monosiga brevicollis MX1 is the source of this 1293-nucleotide messenger RNA. RefSeq lists its product as uncharacterized. Bases 1 to 1293 code for a protein of 430 amino acids. The transcript has 2 exons. The record is from RefSeq and is a predicted model, not a curated record. Lineage: Eukaryota; Choanoflagellata; Craspedida; Salpingoecidae.